UUUGUUUGGGGUAAGAGACAGAUAGAAGAGGAACAGGCACGUCAGUCUCCCUUUUUCGAGAAUGUCUCUCGCCAAAAACAGCCCGUUUUUUGUUUGGUCACUCAUUUACAUUUGCACUUUUGUUUCUGGCGACGGAACUAACGCGACAAUUUCAGAAGCAGCAGACAAAGUGAAAGUGAUGCCGACGCUGAGUCCUGCUGCUAUGGCCAACUCGCCUGAUUUUAAGCCUGUUGUGGUUCCUCUCCUCUCUCUAAACCUGCUGUCUACUUUCCCAGAGGACCUGGAGAUCAACGAGUACUGCAGCGACCUACUCCACAUAUUCGGGCAGCGGUAUGUGGCCUAUGUGAACUGCCUGGUUCCCGCUGCCCGACCUGUCAAAGUGUGUCUGAACUGUUUCUCCAGCUAUGGCAGCCUCCUCUCAAUAUACAACAACAUCUCAUCGGACCAGAUGGGUCCUGGUAAUGUGAGCUGCAGGGACAGUCUUCUGCGCAGUGAUCGGCUGAUGCUGGUGUUUCAGCUGCACAGCAACGUGAAGGAUCUAUGGACGAGAUCAAACUGUAACAACUGUAUCAAUAAAGAUUUCCAGGGCCUCACCAACGACACAGUCUACUUCAUGUCUACUCUCAACCAAACUCUCACCUGCUUUGAGAAGUAUCAACAGGGGAACCACACAGAGCUGUGCAAAAACUGUAAGAGCACAUACAAAAAUGUGAAUGAGCUGUACGGCCGCAUGGAGAUGAAUAACACUAUGUGUAUUGACAUAGAGGAUGCGAUGAAUAUGACCCGCAAACUGUGGAGUAAGAAUUUCAAUUGUUCCUUCCCUCGUGAGGAGACGGUGCCUGUCAUCGCUGUGUCCAGCUUCAUGCUCUUUCUGCCCAUCAUCUUCUACUUGAGCAGCUUCCUUCACUCGGAACAAAAGAAACGCAAGCUCAUACACCCCAAGCGAGCAAAGUCAUACACCACUCUGAUGAACAUUCAGGACAAGCAGAGCUGAGCGGGGACGAGUGAUGACUGGCUCGAAAAAGGACCCCGUUCUCACCAGAUUUCCCUUCUUUUAUUAAAAGUCACCACCGGAGAGAAAAGUCUUCUUCUUGCCUGUGCCUGUGCCUGAGGUUUGAUUGGCCUCCACAAACUGGACUCUACAGCAGCAUUACCUGUUGUUUACAGGAGGCUGUGAUAUCAGUAUUAAGUAACAUGCACUGGAAUUUGUAAUGCAGAAAACAGACUUCAAAACCAUCUUCUCAGAAAAGAGUGCACACAGAAUUCAAAGUUCCUAUAAAGAUAGUCCACCAACUGUGUUUGAGAAGGUCUGUAACUGCAAUAAUUUAUUAUUGAACUUGUUUUUCAUAACAAGGCAAAUUUUAAAGUACAUUUAAAGGUUUCUAUGAACUGUGAUUGAUUCAAAGUAUAACUAACUUUACUAAUCAGAUAGUUUUUCAUGUUGCUUCAUGACACACUCGUAGUCCGCACACAGAUCCUGGCCCUCCUUCUUUUAUCUCGUUAACAGUCAGGUUGUUUAGUUCAUCUUGCAGUCGGAGACACACAGCUGUCACUAGAAAGACUGAGUGGCUUGAAUGCAGUGUGUGUACGCCUGUGUGUGUGUGUGUGUGUGUGUGUGUGUGUGUGUGUACAAAUGAACUAAUGUGUGUAUGUGCUCUAUUUAUGGGUUGAGAAAUGGGUUUUCUGUCUCUAAUGUAUGUCCAGAAGAGGGCUGCAAAAAGGAAGCACUUGAUGUCCAUUAGUGGUGACAUGUAUCUGCUGUAAGAAGGGGGGUGCACAUCAGUAAGGUGGGGUUGGGUGGGUGGGUGUUGUAAUAAAGACAUAACACACAUAACGUAAGAGCACUGCAAAAUGCCAUGCUGAGAUGUUAGCUGUUUUCCAGUCAGUGUUUUUUGUGGUUGCAUAAAGCUUUAAUGUGCUUUGUUGUCGUUUUCCACUGAUGUUCAACUUAAUUUGUUAAGGGUUUCUGACUGCUCAUGAUAUUUCCUUUUAUGAGGUACGAGUGCUGAAUUGAUGAGUUUGCCCAUUAGGAAUACAUUUAGACACGAUGUGAAGUAAUGUAAAUCUUAAUUUUGAAUGCAUAAGCCCAAAUAAAUAUAUUUUCAUGACAGAAACAACCUGCAGAUAUGUGUGCUGUAA
Molecule: messenger RNA, 2139 nt
Organism: Scomber japonicus (chub mackerel)
Lineage: Eukaryota; Metazoa; Chordata; Actinopteri; Scombriformes; Scombridae
Gene: ostm1
Product: osteoclastogenesis associated transmembrane protein 1
Exons: 6
Coding region: 62-994 (310 amino acids)
Cellular component (GO): cytosol
Source: RefSeq, a predicted model, not a curated record